Molecule: messenger RNA, 813 nt
Organism: Chroicocephalus ridibundus (black-headed gull)
Lineage: Eukaryota; Metazoa; Chordata; Aves; Charadriiformes; Laridae
Gene: RAB13
Product: RAB13, member RAS oncogene family
Exons: 8
Coding region: 143-748 (201 amino acids)
Biological process (GO): endocytic recycling; Golgi vesicle fusion to target membrane; protein localization to plasma membrane
Cellular component (GO): synaptic vesicle; trans-Golgi network transport vesicle; plasma membrane
Molecular function (GO): GTPase activity; GTP binding
Source: RefSeq, a predicted model, not a curated record
GUGACGUCACGGGAGGGGUGUGGUGACGCGAUGGCGGCGGGGCCGGGCUCCGGGAGAGUCCCCGCCCGGGGAGGGGCGGUGCGGGGCCGGGGCCGGGGCCGGGGCCGGGGCCGGGGCCCGGUGGCGGCGGCGGGCGGGGGCCAUGGCCAAGGCCUACGACCACCUCUUCAAGCUGCUGCUGAUCGGCGACAGCGGCGUGGGCAAGACCUGCCUCAUCAUCCGCUUCGCCGAGGACAACUUCACCAGCACCUACAUCUCCACCAUCGGGAUUGACUUCAAAAUCCGGACGGUGGACAUCGAUGGGAAGAAGAUCAAGCUGCAGGUCUGGGACACGGCAGGACAAGAGCGCUUCAAAACCAUCACCACUGCCUAUUACCGCGGAGCCGUGGGCAUCAUCCUGGUGUACGACAUCACCGAUAAGAAAUCCUUCGAGAAUAUCCAAAACUGGAUGAAAAGCAUCAAGGAGAACGCCUCUGCUGGGGUCGAGCGUCUCCUCAUCGGCAACAAGUGCGACAUGGAGGGCAAGCGGAAAGUGCAGCGGGACGAGGCUGAGAAGCUGGCGAAGGAGCACGGGAUCCGCUUCUUUGAGACCAGUGCCAAGUCCAGCGUGAACGUGGAGGAGGCCUUCAGCACGCUGGCACGGGACAUAUUGCAGAAAUCCUCCCGAAAAGCGGCGCCCAGCAGCAGCAGGGCCCCGCUGGAACCCGGCCCCCAGAGGAAGGCUGGGAGUAAAUGCGCCCUGGUGUAGGGCCGCCGGCCCCCCCGCCGCCGCCGCUCCCCCCGCCUGGCCCGGGGCGGUGCGGGCGCCUCUCC